Molecule: messenger RNA, 1317 nt
Organism: Auxenochlorella protothecoides
Lineage: Eukaryota; Viridiplantae; Chlorophyta; Trebouxiophyceae; Chlorellales; Chlorellaceae
Product: Protein-ribulosamine 3-kinase, chloroplastic
Exons: 8
Coding region: 1-1317 (438 amino acids)
Source: RefSeq, a predicted model, not a curated record
AUGGGCAGCUUUAUCAUCAUGGAAUUCAUCGAAAGGGCUGGGCCUGUGGAUCAGGGACAGCUGGGUGUCAAUCUGGCCGCCAUGCACGAAGCCACCCCCGUGGUGAGGCGGGACGAGAAAGCCGCAGCAGGGUUCUUUGGGUUUGCGGUGGACAACAGCAUAGGGGGAACCCCGCAGCGCAACACUUGGACUCAAAGUUGGCCGGAGUUCUUCAGAGAGCACCGCCUGCGGCCACAGUUGGAGGCCAGUGGCAGCGCGGAGCUGCAGCGAAUGGCAGAGCCCCUGCUGGAGUCCCUGGACAGGCUCUUUGCCGGGGUCACGCCAUGCCCUGCUCUCCUGCACGGCGACCUCUGGUCAGGCAACGUUGCCGGGUCCAGGGAGGGGCCCGUGGUGUUUGACCCGGCGACGUACUACGGCCAUGCAGAGGCGGAGUUUGGGAUGGUCUGGUGUUCGGGCUUUGGCAGGGACUUCUGGGAGGGCUACCAUGCCGUCCUGCCUCGUGACCCUGGCUGGGAGGGACGACAGGAGCUCUACACGCUCUACCACAAGCUGGUUCAGCGCCGGUUCCGAGAACGACAAAAGAGUCGUGCAGCGGCGCUUCAAGCGCAGAUGGAGGAGCUGGAAGGGGAGAUGGGCGUGCUGCGGCUGGAGCGUGCGGCGCUGGCAAGGAAGGCCUGCGGCCCCCGGUGCCUGGGCGUGGCGGUGCCGGCCGGCGGCUGCCUGCUGGGCGCGGACUCGCACGAGGAGCUGCUGGCCCUGCACGGAGCCUUCCAGGCGGAGCUCAAGAUCCAGUACGAGCGGGCGCUGGGCGGCGGGUACCCUGAGCCGGCGCUGGCCGCGCUGGCGACGCUGGUGGACGGGUGGGCGCAGACCUUCUGGCACCUGGCGCAGACGCGGCACGAGCUGCUGAUUGGUUUCAUGACGGCCAGCCUGCCCGCCGACUCCCGGCAUCACCAGGCCUGGCCUACUAUCGCGUAUGUGGAAAGGACGACUGUCGCAGCGGCGGCCAUGCCUCGCUGGAGGCGGCGCAUAGCGCUGCUCGCCUCCUUGGACCUGGGCACCUCCCUGCAUCGCAUCUCCAGGGACACGGACGAGCUGCUGAAUCUCACGGGCAGGAUGCAGCACGCCAGUGAAGAGGAGUUUUGGGCAAGCAUGGAGCUCGCGGCCAGCGGGCCCUAUGCGACCUUCCCAGACUCCUGGCAGGCAUACAUAUGCUACUGGUCUCUGCCCUUUAUGCCCGACCCUGUCGCUCUGGUGUUCCAUAUCCUGCGCCAGGGUCAGGCCGCAGGGCGGUUGUGGGGCGCCAGGCUAGCCUGA